This is a messenger RNA of Mercenaria mercenaria, 1284 nucleotides long. RefSeq names its product zinc finger BED domain-containing protein 4-like. The transcript has 4 exons. The coding region runs from base 1 to 1284 and encodes 427 amino acids. Gene Ontology annotation, molecular function: DNA binding; protein dimerization activity. The record is from RefSeq and is a predicted model, not a curated record. Lineage: Eukaryota; Metazoa; Mollusca; Bivalvia; Venerida; Veneridae.
AUGAAUGUUUUAAAGCACUUUGAUGUCCCAGAGGGUACAUCUGAAGACAAGAAUAAAAAAUUUCAAGCAAAAUGCAUGUACUGUGCUAAGCAUAUCUCGGGCAGUUUAAAGAUAACCUCAAAUUUUAUCACACAUAUCAAGGGAAAACAUUCAGAUGUGUCUCUAGAAAAACUGGAACCAUCAACAUGUACUUCAGAUCAACCUAAAAUAUUUAAUCCAACGGAAUCUGAUACCGAAGACAAUAAUUUAACAGAGCCCGAUAUUGAGGAAGAAGAGACAGGCUUCAAGCAUAUGCGUUGUUAUGCACACACAUUGCAACUAGUGGUACGAGAUGGACUCAGGGAUUGCAGUUUAAAUAUUCUUAAAGUUAUAGCCAAAGUAUCAAAAAUUGCUGGACACAUUAGAAAAUCAGUUGCUGCUUCAGACUUACUGCAGGAAGAAAACCGAGUCCAGACUGCCAAUGCGACACGCUGGAACAGCCAGCUUGUAAUGAUCAAGUCCAUUCUCAAUAUUCCAGAAGAGAAAUUAAAUCUUGUUGAGUAUUCAUUGAAACUUACCUCAUACGAAAGAAAAUUACUUAGUGAAAUAUGUAAAAUUUUGAGUCCAUUUGAAUUAGCCACCAACAUGAUUCAGAAUGAUAAAACUGUAAGUGCUAGCAUGACUAUUCCAGUAACAAUAGGACUAAAGAGACAUUUGAAAAAUGUUCAGUGUGACUAUAACUCAAACUUAGUUAAAAGGCUUAGGGAGUCUACAGAACAAAGAAUGUCCAUAUAUGAGGAGGAAGACACCUUUGUAACUGCCGCUAUCCUAGAUCCCAGGUUCAAGUUAACUUGGUGUGAACCAGAUCAGACCCAGAGAUAUACCACAAACCUCAAACAGAAGGUCAUAAAACACAUUCCAAAUUUUCAGGAGGAUGAACAAUCAUCACUUUCCAAGCGUACUAAACUGGAUCAAGAGGCUGAAGAUUUCUUCAGUUUCCUACCAUCAACUCCCAAACGGUCUAGGAACCCAUCUGGCUCAGGAGAAUUUGAAGUUGAUGAGUAUUUAAAUGAAGAAUGCAUAGACAGACAGGACGACCCACUCCAGUACUGGAAGAAACACUAUUCCAAGUACCCCACAUUAGCAGAACUUGCAGUUAGAUUCCUGGCCAUUCCUGCUGCUUCGGCGCCAGUCGAAAGACUAUUCUCUAUCGCUGGCAAGAUUUUCAGGCCAGAUCGUAACAGACUAAAUGAUCAAAUCUUUGAGCAGCUCAUGUUCAUAAAAUGCAACAGUGAUAAACUAUAG